Messenger RNA from Pisolithus orientalis, 1443 nucleotides. RefSeq names its product Coproporphyrinogen III oxidase. Gene Ontology annotation, cellular component: cytoplasm; mitochondrial intermembrane space. The record is from RefSeq and is a predicted model, not a curated record. NCBI's taxonomy places the organism in Eukaryota, Fungi, Basidiomycota, Agaricomycetes, Boletales, Pisolithaceae. Bases 201 to 1226 code for a protein of 341 amino acids. The transcript has 3 exons. Gene Ontology annotation, molecular function: coproporphyrinogen oxidase activity.
CUAAAGAUCCGCCACUUCAUCGAGUCAGAACAAUCAAGCGCUGGUUGCCAUCGCCAGCUUGGUUUUCCCCAGUGGUAUAUAUCUCACAGUGAAGCCUUGGAAAUAGCAUAUGUGAAAUUUCUUAGACACCAGCUGUCAAUCAGGUCGAGGUCUGCUGAUAUCGCUCCAUCAAGCCGCACAAUCCACCUCAUUCGCCACCCAUGACAUCGACACCACCCAUGCGGAAAAGGGUGGAGAAAUACAUAGAUGGGCUGCAGGAGCAGAUAGUAUCCGAGCUGGAAAACUUGGACCAGACAGCUCUAAAGUUCCGCCGUGAUGCGUGGAUACGGCAACAAGGAGGGAGAGGCCUGUCAUGCGUCUUCGCAUGUUCCCCCGAGUCGGGGAGGACCACCUCGUCUCUCGAGACCGUACUCGAGAAGGCUGGAGUGAACGUCUCCGUCGUACACGGGAUGCUCCCACCAUCCGCAAUCAGGGAAAUGCGCUCCGAUCAUUCUUCGAUCCCUUACGACGGUAAAUCAAGCCUGCCCUUCUUCGCUGCAGGCAUCAGUCUCGUCAUCCACCCCAGGAACCCCUUCGCACCAACCGUGCAUGCAAACUAUCGCUACUUCGAAAUCACUGAAUCACCUGUCGAGGGAGACGAGGGUCCACCCAAGGUCGUCGCUUGGUGGUUCGGCGGAGGUUCGGAUCUGACUCCGAGCUAUCUCAACGAGUCUGAAGUGAAACACUUUCACCGGACUCUAAAAGAGGCUUGUGAUCAGCACGGUAGCGAACUUUACCCCGCUUUCAAAAAGUGGUGCGACGAAUAUUUUUACAUCGUCCACCGUCAGGAAACUCGAGGAGUUGGAGGGCUGUUCUUUGACGAUCUCUGCUGUGAGAAGCAUACACGCCGCGCUACUCCGGACGAAAUAUUCUCAUUCAUUCAGAGCGUCGGAAACGCUUUCAUUCCUUCUUACAUCCCCAUUCUUAAAGCCAACGCAUUCAGACGUUACACGGAGCACCACCGCCGAUGGCAACUCCUGCGCAGGGGCCGUUACGUGGAAUUCAACCUGGUAUAUGAUAGGGGUACGAGAUUCGGACUAAAGACUCCAUCAGCUCGUAUUGAGAGCAUUUUGAUGAGUCUGCCGGAGACGGCAAGGUGGGAGUAUAUGUCAGAUCUUGGGGUAAGCGAAGAGAGCGAGGAGGGGCUCCUCGUUAAUGUUUUGAAGGAGCCGCGCGAAUGGGUGUAGCAAGAAAUUUCUCGUCUGCGCCACGUAUGAAAGAUAAGACACCGUUGUGUUACUACCUCUUUGAGAUCGUUCCCAGGUUUGUAGCAUUGGUAUGUACCAAAUCGAUACAAUUUUCCUCUUGCAUACGUAGAGUAGGAAUAAAUUACCAUCGCUGGCAGCCAAACUGACUCGCCCGAGUAUGAAUAUCAUGACGUCCCCACGAUACACAUUAUUCAAC